Molecule: messenger RNA, 705 nt
Organism: Mercenaria mercenaria
Lineage: Eukaryota; Metazoa; Mollusca; Bivalvia; Venerida; Veneridae
Exons: 4
Coding region: 7-705 (232 amino acids)
Source: RefSeq, a predicted model, not a curated record
GCGGUGAUGACAAUGGUUAUGAAAAACUCAGUUGACGGAAAUGCAGACCCAAAUUAUGGGGCUACUUUGUUCAAGAAAAGCCGACACAGGGUACAAAAUGCCAUUGAAAAAAUCAAUCAAGAUGCAAAUGUUGGCCAGCAAACAGAACAGAUGGCCAAACCAACAAAUACAGAUAAGGCCAAUUCUAAAUCAUGUUUUGCUAAAGUAGCUAAUAGUACCAAAAGUGCUAGAAAAAGGAGAGAGAAGAGGCUUCUGACCCACCUAGGCCUAAGAGGUAUAAAUGAAGAAGAAUGGAAUACAUAUGCCGAGUCUCUGAAGAUUGCAAAAUACCUUGGUCCUUCUCAACUGUCUUCUCAAACAGUUAACGGAGGGAGGUUUAGAUUCCAGUUUGACAAGAAUGCCUUAGAUUUGAAGAAAGGAGAAUUUAUAGUGGAGAAGGGUCCAAAAUAUCACCAUUUGGCGUACCUUGCUACCUACCAUUUAGACAGGGUUCUAGGUCUUUACCACAUACCACCAACUGUGUCACGGACAUUGCAAGUCUCUGAACUGAAGAGUGUACAGGGUGACAAGUUCCCAUUACAAAAAUAUUUGAACAUCACUGGCGAAAGUGGCCUCCGAGGAGUUGUAACGGCACCAAUGCCUCCAGUGAUGAAGACAAAUGAGCUAACAUUGAAGCCUUACUGUAGUGUGUGGAUGUGUACAUAA